GUUUUUUUUUUCCUCAAAAAAACUUUAUCUCGAGAGAGAGAAUUAAGAUGGAUUCAGAGGGUGCAAUUAACAACAACAACAACAACAAUAAGGUGCCGAGAUGGACGCCAAGUCCGACGAGAUCGCCUCCGCAAAAGUCCUCCGACGAGGACCGAGAAGCUGUGGCACUCGCAACGUUUCCCUUCUCCGAUCAUCAGGAACCAACUAUGGAGACGGAAAUGGAAGCUGUGGUACUGGCCCGGAAGGAAGAUCAUCACCACCAUCAUCAUGACUACAGCAACAAUAAUGAUUACGCUGAUCAUGAUGACGAUGAUCAGCUGGGGGCGGCGGCAGACGGCGGCGUUUCCGUGACGUGGAAGGAUCUGUGCGUUACAGUUGGCGGCGGUCAGCUGACGAUCCUGGAAGGGCUGACGGGAUACGCGGAGCCCGGGGAGGUGCUUGCCAUCAUGGGUCCUUCUGGAUGCGGCAAGUCCACCCUUCUCGACGCUUUGGCAGGAAGGUUGAGUUCAACGGCGCAACAACGUGGAGACAUCCUAAUCAACGGUCGGAAAGAGAGGCUUGCCUAUGGGACCUCGGCUUACGUGACACAAGACGACACUCUAAUGACGACUCUAACAGUGAAAGAGGCGGUGUACUACUCAGCACAACUCCAGCUGCCAGAUUCCAUGUCGAUCGCGGAGAAAAAGAAGCGAGCAGAGAUGGUCAUCAAGGAAAUGGGCCUCCAGGAUUCGGUGAACACUAGAAUCGGUGGGUGGGCCGUGAAGGGCCUGAGCGGCGGGCAGAAGAGGAGAGUCAGCAUAUGCAUCGAAGUGCUGAGAAGGCCCAAGUUGUUGUUCCUGGACGAGCCCACCAGCGGGCUGGAUAGUGCGGCCUCUUACCACGUCAUGAGCCGGAUUCUGAAGCUGGCUCGAAACGACGGGAUCACCGUCGUUGCUUCAGUUCAUCAGCCUAGCAGUGAGGUUUUCGAGCUCUUUCGCAACCUAUGCCUUCUCUCUUCUGGAAGGACCGUCUACUUUGGUCCUAUUGCUUCAGCUGAACAGUUUUUCACUUCAAAUGGUUUCCCCUGUCCAACUCUGAGAAACCCUUCUGAUCAUUAUCUUCGAACCAUCAACAAGGACUUCGAUCAGGUAAUUAUAUCACUCAUAUCAUGUACUCCUGCAUUGAAGGAAGACAUUGAACAAGGGCGCGGUGGUUCAGUGACAACAGAGGAAGCCAUUAACAUUCUUGUUUCUUCAUACAAAUCAUCGGCGAUUCGACAGCAAACUGAACAACAUGUUAAUCGCUUAUGCCAGCAGAAAGGAAGAAGCUUGGGGAAGAAAGGAGGGCAGGCAAACUUCUUCACUCAAUGCACUGUUCUUACCCGGAGAUCCUUUGUGAACAUGUAUCGUGACCUUGGCUAUUACUGGCUUCGUCUAGCAAUCUAUAUUGCACUGUGUUUAUGCGUUGGAACUAUAUUCUAUGAUGUUGGCCUUAGCUUUGGCUCAAUUCAGGCUCGAGGUGCAAUGCUCAUGUUCGUCGCAGCAUUCUUGACUUUCAUGGCGAUUGGUGGAUUCCCUUCUUUCGUUGAGGAUAUGAAGAUAUUUGGGCGAGAGAGGCUAAAUGGGCAUUAUGGAGUUGGAGCAUUCGUGGUUGGGAACACAUUAUCCUCCAUUCCAUACCUCUUCCUAAUAUCACUAAUCCCAGGAGCCAUAGCUUACUAUCUCGUGGGACUUCAGAAAAGCAUCGAACACUUCACAUUCUUUGCACUUUUGCUAUUCGUCACAAUGAUGCUAGUGGAGAGCCUCAUGAUGAUGGUGGCGAGCAUCGUGCCUGAUUUCUUGAUGGGGAUCAUAACAGGAGCUGGAAUUCAAGGUGUGAUGAUGUUGAAUGGAGGUUUCUUCAGGCUACCCAAUGACCUUCCUAAUCCCUUUUGGAGGUACCCAAUGUACUACAUCGCAUUCCACAAGUAUGCGAAUCAAGGAUUCUACAAGAACGAGUUUGAAGGGUUAACAUUCCCCAAUCCUCAACAAGGAGCUAAUUCUUCCAUCUCAGGUGAUGAAAUUUUGAAGAGUGUUUGGCAAGUAGAGACGGGGUACUCUAAGUGGGUUGAUAUCGAUAUAUUGUUUGGGAUGGUGGUUGUUUAUCGGCUCAUGUUUUUUGGGAUUGUGAAGCUUGUUGAGAAGGUUAAACCAAUGUUGAAAAAAAGAGUCGGGUCAUCCAAGCAAACUAGCCCUAUUGUAGAGAUAUGACUUUAUAUUUAAAGUCAAUGGCUAUUUAUUGCCUUUUUAUGUGCCAUUUGCAUUUUCAUCUUUAUGUUGUAUAACAAUAUCGACAAUUACUCUCCUAUAA
Linum tenue is the source of this 2328-nucleotide messenger RNA. Lineage: Eukaryota; Viridiplantae; Streptophyta; Magnoliopsida; Malpighiales; Linaceae. The record is from the annotation of a GenBank genome assembly.